CGGCGGCGGCGGCAGCGGCGAGCAGCGGCAGCUGCAAGUUGGGCUGCAGGGGCAGCGCAUACACUACAAUGGCUGCUGGAAAGAGGCGUAAGGAAACAAUUUCCAGGCCCGCCGCGUCCAGCCCGAAAUAUGAGAAAAAAAUUAUUAGAAAUUCCGCGGGCGGUGUAAAGGCGGCGGACGGGCCGGAGGGAGGAUGUUAAAGCCCCGCGAUUGGCCACAAUGGGAAAGGUUGGAUUCCACUCCCUUCCACGAAGAGUUAAUGGGACUGGCUAAGAUCAAACUCUGAGGCUUUUUCCAUCUACGAUCAGUCCCUUUUUGCUUUCUUUUACGACCACAUGAAACUUGAGAAGCCACCUAAAGCUAUAUCAUUUAGUGGAGUUGGGCAGUUCCCAAGUGUCCAACAAGAAGGCCUGGUUUAGGCUGCGAUGGCCACUGUCAUUCCUGGUGAUUUGUCAGAAGUAAGAGAUACCCAGAAAGUCCCUUCAGGGAAACGUAAGCGUGGUGAAACCAAACCAAGAAAAAACUUUCCUUGCCAACUGUGUGACAAGGCCUUUAACAGUGUUGAGAAAUUAAAGGUUCACUCCUACUCUCACACAGGAGAGAGGCCCUACACGUGCACACAGCAAGACUGCACCAAGGCCUUUGUCUCUAAGUACAAAUUACAAAGGCACAUGGCUACUCACUCUCCUGAGAAAACCCACAAGUGUAAUUAUUGUGAGAAAAUGUUUCACCGGAAAGACCAUCUGAAGAAUCACCUGCACACACACGACCCUAACAAAGAGACGUUUAAGUGUGAAGAGUGUGGCAAGAGCUACAACACUAAGCUUGGGUUUAAGCGACACUUGGCGUUGCACGCGGCCACCAGUGGGGACCUCACCUGCAAGGUGUGUCUGCAGACUUUCGAAAGCACCGGCGUGCUUCUGGAGCACCUUAAAUCUCACGCGGGCAAGUCAUCUGGGGGCGUGAAAGAGAAGAAGCACCAGUGCGAGCACUGCGACCGCAGGUUCUACACCCGAAAGGAUGUCCGGAGACACAUGGUGGUGCACACUGGAAGAAAGGACUUCCUGUGUCAGUACUGUGCACAGAGGUUUGGGCGAAAGGAUCACCUGACUCGACAUAUGAAGAAGAGUCACAGCCAAGAGCUUCUGAAGGUUAAAACUGAACCAGUGGAUUUCCUGGACCCAUUUACCUGCAAUGUGUCCGUGCCUAUAAAAGAUGAGCUCCUUCCGGUGAUGUCCUUACCUUCCAGUGAACUGUUAUCAAAGCCAUUCACAAACACUUUGCAGUUAAACCUCUAUAACACUCCGUUUCAGUCCAUGCAGAGCUCGGGGUCUGCUCACCAAAUGAUCACAACUUUACCUUUGGGAAUGACGUGCCCGCUAGAUAUGGAUGCCGUUCAUCCCUCACACCACCUUUCCUUCAAAUAUCCGUUCAGUUCUACCUCAUACGCAAUUUCUAUUCCUGAAAAAGAACAGCCAUUAAAGGGGGAAAUUGAGAGCUACCUGAUGGAGUUACAAGGUGGCAUUCCCUCUUCAUCGCAGGAUUCGCAGGCAUCGUCAUCCAAGCUAGGGCUGGACCCUCAGAGCGGGUCCCUAGAUGAUGGUGCGGGGGACCUCUCCCUGUCAAAAAGUUCCAUCUCCAUCAGUGACCCCCUCAACACACCAGCAUUGGAUUUUUCUCAGUUGUUUAAUUUCAUACCAUUAAACGGUCCUGCCUAUAACCCUCUGUCAGUGGGCAGCCUUGGAAUGAGCUAUUCCCAAGAUGAAGCACAUGCUUCUGUUUCUCAGCUCCCCCCGCAAACACAGGAUCUUCAGGAUCCUGGAAACACUCUAGGUCUCGGGUCUCUGCACUCACUGUCAGCAGCGUUCAGCAGUAGUUUAAGCACAAGCACCACCUUGCCACGUUUCCACCAGGCUUUUCAGUAGGUCCUGGGACGUGGGUGUAUUACAGAAGUGUGUGUGCAGCCCUGCCUUAGAUGACCAUUUUUAUUUUAGUGCCUACUUUAAGACAGUAUAAAAGUUUCUGCUUUUGUAUAAUACCAGUUUUCAUUAAGCCAGUAUAAAAUAGAAACUAGCUUUUUAAAUGAGCUUUGGAACCAUUCAUGUUAUGUUUACCUGGGUGUUUUGUCCUGAUUCACUGCCAAUUAUCAUAGUCUGAAAGUUUUAUUUCAUAUAGGAAAGCCAUUAUUAUUAAUAAAAUUUCGCAAGCCCCACAUUCAAAUUAUUUUUAGAUCUUAAAAUUUUCAUUUUUGUCCAGUAACAGUGGCUCUACCUUUUAACAUUUGGCUCCUUAAAAUUUUUUUUGCAAUACAGUGUAAAUUUUAUAAAAUCCAUGUGAAUAACUCAGAAGUUUUAAAAUUUUUACUAGCCAUAAAUGAAUUCAUAAAUAUUUUAAAAGAAUUAAUCCAGUUUGAAAAGAUAGCAAAUAUUUCUUAGAUAUACCAUAAUUUCAGAUCAGUAUAUUUUGAAGACUUGCUAUUGUCUUGGACAAUAUUUGCUAAAAUACAGAAUGUGUAAGGAAAACAUAAACCAAAACACAAAGUAUCAGUGUUUGUAGCAAAAAGAGAUUCCUAAUGCUGUGACGUGUACUCUGUGUAGCAUAAUAGUUGGCCCUUAAUUAUUAGUACAUGGCCUCUUUUGCCACAGUUCAACCUUCUUGACUUGCUAGCUUUCCAUUUAAUAAUAUUAAUAGUGUAUGGCAUCUGGGGUCUUCAGGGAAGAUGUAUAUAGGUAGUUCUCCUUAAUCUUUCCUGCCUUUCACAGCCAGAUGAUGGCUCAAGUGCACCAGCAAUAUUUUUUUGGGUUAUUGGUUCACAGUCCAGAAUCUAGAGUUACUACAGAACUAUAGACAGUAGUGUAUUAUCUCAGAGUGGACUGUCUCAGCCUCUAAGGUCUGGUAAACAGACCAGGAAGUCAGAUGUAAAGUACACGGUUAAACCUUGGAACUUGUGUAGGGAUCAAGUCUGCGGAUGCCAAGGUUGAAAACUAGACUCUUCAGGAGCAAAGUAAGAGCAUAUCACUUACAUCACUUCUCUUUCUUUUUAGGCUUAAGAAUUGAUGGAAAUACUGACUGAACAUUAUAGGAAAGAAUUAGAAUGCCUUAAACAGAUUCAAACAUCCAGGAAAUUUAAAAAUUCCAUUGAAAGCUAGACUUACAUCACUUCUUGCUGAAUAUGAUACGUCUUUCUUUAAGAGCCAAAAGCAGAAAACAAAAAACAACAUUCUUGCCCCAUGGUAUUUUUCUUAGUAAAUGUGAAUCCGUCUUUCCCCUGCUAUUUUCAGAUGAAGAAGUUGCAGUUAAAACAAUUUGAGGAAUUACCACAAAGUUUUAAGUAAAAAUAUAUACAGUAAAACCCCACUUUUACACAUCUCUGGAAAAUGGGAAAAAUGUUGCAAAUAAGUUGAAUUUGUAGAGGGUAGAAAAGUAAAGCAAGCACUAUCAUCUUUGUUAAUGUGAAGAUAACAAUCGAGAAUAUUGUUUCACUGACUAAAAUAGUUACGGGCUUUCUUCACUUUAGGAAACCACCAUAGUCUUCUCAAAGGUCCAAUUGUAUUUUUCAAAGGGUCAUUGGGGACAUCAAUCUAAGAAACAUAUCUAGUAAGCACGUGUUAACACCUUAUUUUGGGACCUCGUCCCUUGGGGCGGGGGUGAGGGGGAAAGGGUUAUAGAAGAGUAUAUAUCUCUUUAAAAAAUUCUAAGCACUCAUUAGCCCUGUAUGGGAACAACUUCACUGCAGAUUGCAAUGUUUACCAAGAAUUUCUAAAAAUGAGUGCAGAUUACUGAGUAUAAUACAUUAUUUAAAAUAUUUGGGAGUAGUAUAAUUUGUGGAGAAAUGUAAAUUGUAAUAAUGUAAAUGGGGGUUUCACUAUAUAUAUUAUAUAUAUACACACAUAUCGCACUUCAUAGAAUCAAAGUUGCUCUCUAAAGGAGCUUUGGCUCCUGAUAUUUUAUCGUGCUCCUAUUUUUUUUAAUUCUAGGAGCAGUAGUUUUUAUACCUAUGUAUUUAAAUUUUAUUAUGAAAAAUUACAUUUUAUUAAAGUGUGUUCCAAAGGCAUUAAAAUUAUAUAUGUUAAUAAGGAGAUGCAUCUUUAAACUUUUCAAGCUGCUCCUAAGCUUUUGGUUAGGAGAAUAUUUGCUCUGAAAGUAGGCUUUUUGCUCUGCUUCAUUACCGCUUCCUUUAGUUUCUAUGAAACAGAUUGCUUACCUAAAUCUAAUUGAAUGACUAGUGUUCAAUAUUGCUUUAAUCACCGUUAAAAAGGACAAAAGAAACUCGGUCAGAGAGUACUUGGUGAGAGGAGAACCUACUUUAAAUAGUAAUCGCAGACAGCAGGUGUGGAAGCGCUGCUUUCUCCUGUCUAAAGUUUGCCUAAACAGACGUUGGCCUUCGUAGGCUGUGCUUCACUGCUAAUAAGAAAGGGAGUAUCACAAUUUACAAAACCGCGUGUUUUGGGACUGGGGCCCGACGCCAUGUAUGUCAGCCUGCGUGGAACUCCAGCACGCGGAGGCGCAGCGUCCCGGGCACCCGUGUUACAGCUGUGACCGCGGGGUCUUACUCUCCCAUGUGCCCCGUUGUGCCUGUCGCUGCCCCGCAGACUUCAGAUAACACUAAGAGGGAACUCGGCUGACAUUGGAAUUGUGUUGUAAAUUGACUGCGGUGCUCACUAAACCCCUCUUGAUAGAGUUUCUAUUAAAGAUGAGGCAGAUUUGUUGAAUUGCACGGUGUUCUCACAAGGAUGUAACACAGAAUUGGCCUUUUAUUUUCCUAGAAAAAAAUUUCAUUUGUUUUUGUCUGUUUUCAUCCUUCAGUGGCCAGAAUCAUCAUCUUUGAAAUUUCUGGUAGUGCCUUAGCUUGGUUUAAAAAAAAAGGGAUUAACGUUAAAUCAAAGUAUUUUAGUAUAGAAUUGGGACCUCAGACAAGAUAUUGAACCUCAUUCAGUUUGACUUCCUUUGUGCUUGUGCAAACUAGAUCACCAAACACAGAGGUAUGAAUGUGGAGAGAUCUUGGCACUGUAAGCAAUAGUAUCCACUGAUUUACACAGGUACCAAAUAAUCAUUGGUCACUGUUCAAACUUUCCCUCUGAAACCCUGUUGCCAGGUUCAGUUCUUUAAAACUUCGGUUGUUCUGGCUGAUCAUACAGCACUCUUUGUGCAGGUUUUUAAUUUCAGUUAGUGUUUCUUUCCAGCUGUGUAUUUUUGCCUGUUCGUUGCUUGUGCUUCAUUUUCCGUAGUCGUCUGUGGACUAGAGUGAUAUAUUGUGUUAAAUUGGACAGUAGCGGUUUUUAAAAACCACAUACUGACCGAAGCAUGAGCCAGAGCUGAUUGCUUUAUUAAGCUAAGAAUGAAUGUUGUAGAGCACAUGUGUUCAGGGUCGUUCGUCUAGUGAGCAAUACACAUAUUGUAGGCCAAUAUAUUUUUUUUUAAAUAGAGCUUGGUCAACCUCUCUACUACACAUAUUACAAGAUAUAGCACUUUCAAAAUGAAUCUAAACCUUUACAGAAACUUUGUUAUAGGUUAUGCCUUUUAUUUUAAGACUUAUAAUGUCUCAAGUGCCAUUAGAUGAUAUAUAGGUAGGCCUUUGAUAUAUAAUGCUUUGUGUACAGAAAUGGUAGAUGGUAUUUUAAACAGGUACAUUUUUACAGUGUUUUCUUAUCAAUUUGCUAUAUUGCACAGAAUCAGUGUGUGUCUUUUCAUACAGUUUUACAAUGGUUUAUUUUUUUACAAGGUUUACGUGUCUCAAAGCACACUGUCUUCCCAGUACGUAAGUUAAGAAAUACCAGUUCACCCAAGUUGCUUCUAGCCUACUGAGAUCCAUGUGACAUUGGAGGAGGUCUUUACGACAUUGAGUAUUCAGCAUUAGCAAUGGCGGACUGUUUUCUCCACAAGGGAGUGCCUGAGUGAGUUUGUCUUACUUUUCUCACUCUGUCUCAGCCAGGUCUGCAACACAGACAAUAGUCUGUUUUGAUUAUUUAGAUCAACGUUGAUUGUGUUGUGCGUUUUCAUGCUAAAAGCCCACAAGAGAGCUCCUUUGGGGUCAUAUAAAACAAAAUAACCUAGUUAAUGGCACCUUUGCAUCACUAUUUGGCCUUUCCAUAACGUUAUCAACCCUCUGAGGACAGGAGACCAUGCCUUUUGAUAAGUUAUCAGGCUCUAGAAAUGGCAGAACUAUUGCUAAUGUAUAAAACACUUUAUUGUAUAAGCUUCAGUGGUACAAGUGAACCAGAAUGAAUGUCUAUCUUCUCAGAAACACUCCUUCAAUGUUACCUUGGGUCAUGCUGCUAAUGUAACAUGGGAUACAACUCUUCAUGGUGCUACAAACUUCUCUGUCUUGCUAGUUGUUUUUUUACCCAUAGGAAAAGCACUACGUUCGGUGUAAAGGUGUACAAUAUAUUUUUAUACUGUGACUUAACAUGUCAGUAACAGACUUUUACACCACCACAGUGUGUUCAUGUGCACGUGCAAAAGGAGGUCUUGGACGUGCAGAUGUUACCAGCACAAAGCCAGCUUUUGCCCACAAGGUGACUGUCACUCAGAACGGAAGGUGGGCUUAUUACACGGGGUGUGGAGUGAAGGACAGCUGUACGUUACUAACAGCCCUUUGAAUUUAACAAAAACUGGGAUCCAUUAGGAAGUGGAUCGCAUCGUGCCUGACCAUCAGCUGGACUGCUGAAAUUGUAUUUUUAGCUAAUGAGAAAGUGUUCGGACUAGUACUCUAAAAAUGUUCUAAUGGUAAAGUUUUGAGUCAUAAUAGAAAAGAAAAAAAAAACCUGCAUUCCAGACUGAAUUUUGUAUAUUUUUAUUGCAUUUAAAAUUGCUAUUCUGUGAUAUUGGGAAAUCAAGUGGCUUAUCAUGUAUAUCAUGUACUUAAAAAUGUAUUCACAAACUACUGUUGUAUUUGUAUAAAAUAUAGAUAAAGAUCAUA
This is a messenger RNA of Chinchilla lanigera (long-tailed chinchilla), 6919 nucleotides long. RefSeq names its product pleiomorphic adenoma gene 1 (gene Plag1). NCBI's taxonomy places the organism in Eukaryota, Metazoa, Chordata, Mammalia, Rodentia, Chinchillidae. The record is from RefSeq and is a predicted model, not a curated record. The coding region runs from base 426 to 1925 and encodes 499 amino acids. The transcript has 4 exons.